Molecule: messenger RNA, 438 nt
Organism: Spirometra erinaceieuropaei
Lineage: Eukaryota; Metazoa; Platyhelminthes; Cestoda; Diphyllobothriidea; Diphyllobothriidae
Source: the annotation of a GenBank genome assembly
AUGGAGCAGGGAUACGUCCUCGCGCCCACAGUCUUCAGUCUUAUGUUCUCUGCUAUGCUGAUGGACGCCUAUCGUGACGAACGCUCCGACAUCCGCAUCGCCUACAGGACGGACGGCCACCUCCUCAACUACAGGUGGAUGCACUUCCAGUCACGUAUAUCCACAAUCACUGGCUACGAACUCCCCUUCGCCGACGACUGUCCCCUUAACACCUCCACGAAAGGAGGCAUGCAAAGGAGCAUGGACCUUUUAGCCGUCGUCCGCGAGAACUUCGGCCUGAUCAUAAACACGGAGAAAACGGUCGUCAUGCACCAACCGCCACGCAACACUGCCCACAAUGCGCCGCAAGUCAGCGUGGACGGAAACCACCUGCAAGUGGUGAACAAUUUCACAUAUUUGGGCAGCACCCUCUACCGCAGCAACAGAAGCGACGAUUAA